AUGGCCCCCGCAUACAUUGUCUUCGUCGGUAUAUUUGUACAUCUUCCUCGAUCCACGUCAAAGACCCUCGCUAUCCAACAGGGGGCUUUAUGGGUUUCCGCCGCCGAUGGUCGAAUUAAAGGUACCGACUGGACUGUCAUCACUGAGAGUGAUCUGCGCGACCUAUUGAAAGAAAAGAGCUGGAUCCCUGAGGAUGCUCCUCGAUAUAAAUCUGGGACGAGAGUAAAGAUCGUCCGGGCGAGGGAAGAAUAUAAUGAAUUCUUCUUUCCUGGGUUCAUUGACACUCACAUCCACGCACCCCAGUACCCCAACAAUGGACUUUUCGGUUCUACUACCCUCCUUGACUGGCUAAAGCAGUAUACCUUCCCGAUGGAGGCUUCAUUCGGGAGCUCCCUUCCCAACAUCCCGUCCCCCAGGGCAUUCAGGGUCUACAAUCAGGUCGUCUCGCGCACUCUAGCUAACGGCACAACCUUCGCCUCCUACUUCGCUACCAUUCACGUCUCGGCUACGAACCUGCUGGCAACGCUCUGCCAAAAACGUGGCCAGCGAGCCCUCAUCGGCCGCGUCUGCAUGGACAAUCCGGACUUCUCUGAGCCCUACUAUAUUGACCCCUCAACUGAAGAAUCCGUCGAAUUAAACAAGGAAGUCAUCUCGUACAUUCAGUCCAUUGAUCCGCAAGGAACCAUGAUAAAGCCAAUCAUCACCCCGCGCUUUGCGCUAACAUGCACCCCGAAAGCAAUGCGUGGCCUAGCCGACUUAGCCGCUUCCUAUGAGCCCCCACUGCACAUUCAGACGCACAUCUCCGAGAACAAACGAGAAAUCCACGACGUCCACUGCCAAUUCCCAAGUGCCAAGAGCUAUGCCGACGUGUACGACACAUAUGGCCUUCUCACACCACGAACUAUCCUCGCCCACGGCGUCCAUCUAUCGCCCGACGAGCAAGAUCUUAUCCACGAUCGAGGCGCCAAGGUCUCUCACUGUCCCGCGUCAAACUCCGCCCUGGGAUCCGGCAUCUGUCCCGUUCGCAAGCUCCUCGACAAGGGCAUCACUGUCGGUCUCGGCACGGAUGUUAGUGGCGGGUAUAGUCCCAGUAUCUUGGAAGCCGUCCGGCAAGCCUGUCUCGUAUCCCGCUUACUUCGACAUGUGGAACCGGCCAGCGAAGGCGAUGAAGGGAAGAAACUCGUCCUAAGCGUUGAAGAGGCGUUAUACCUCGCGACACGCGGCGGCGCCGCGGCGGUCAAUAUGGAGAAUGAUAUCGGUGGAUUUGACGACGGCAUGCUAUUCGAUGCGCAGCUGAUUCAUUUGGGGCGGUUCUUGCCUGCGACUCGGUAUAGCAGUGGUGGAAGCCAGGUUGAUGUCUUUGGAUGGGAGACCUGGGAAGAGAAGAUCCACAAGUGGGUGUGGAGUGGUAAUGAUCGUAAUGUCAAGGGUGUCUGGGUUGGAGGAAAGCUGGUGCAUGGGGAGGACGCUGUGGAGCAUGGGACUCGGUCUGGUUGGUGGGCUUGGGUUUUGAGCGCCGGUGUUGUGGGUGUUGGUGCUGCUGUUGCUUUUAGGAGGCUGAGGUUGUAA
This is a messenger RNA of Aspergillus pseudotamarii, 1569 nucleotides long. Its product is annotated as chlorohydrolase family protein. Gene Ontology annotation, biological process: guanine metabolic process. Lineage: Eukaryota; Fungi; Ascomycota; Eurotiomycetes; Eurotiales; Aspergillaceae. Gene Ontology annotation, cellular component: cytosol. The record is from RefSeq and is a predicted model, not a curated record. The transcript has 2 exons. Gene Ontology annotation, molecular function: guanine deaminase activity; zinc ion binding. Bases 1 to 1569 code for a protein of 522 amino acids.